AUGACGCUCCUCGACCUUCCUGAAGAAAUCCUCUACAUCAUCUCUGCAUACGUCUCAGCUAGAGACAGAGUUACUUUACUGUCCGCUAGUCGAAAGUGUAGACAAGUCUAUGAACCAAUUCAUUAUCGGCAGGACGCCUGUGGCAAGAAACCAGUUGCACUAAUUUGGGCCUCGGAAAAUGGCAAUGUUCAGACCAUAAAGAAAGCUAUCACAGUAGUGAUGGCGUUCACGUUCCCCGAGGAGUCGACGGUCGAGGGCCACCAGAGAGCAGAUCCGAACGAGAAGGACGAUCACGGCCAAACCACCUUGUCACUAUCCUCCGUUAUGGGAAACACAAGCGUUGUGAAGUUACUACUUUCGGUCAGCGGAAUCAACCCUGACCCCAUCGAUAAUUAUGGCCGAUCGGCGCUCUCUCUUGCCGCUGAGGCUGGCCACGUGGGUGUUGUGGAGCUCUUGCUUAACAUUGAGGGGGUCAAUGCAGACUCUAGGGACGUCGACGGACAGUCUCCGCUUUGGUUCGCCAUCGGCAAGUCUCAUAGGGAGGUCGUAAACCUCCUUAUAGGAACCGGGAGGGUCGACAUCGGUAUGACGGAUAACGAUGGCAAUUCACCUCUCGCAUGGGCGGCCUGGAAAGGCAAUUUGGACAUGGGCCAGACUGCCCUUACUACCGCAUCUAUAAACGGGAAUGAGGCCAUUGUCAAGCUCCUUCUAGCCACAGAGGGCGUAGACCCCAACUAA
This is a messenger RNA of Pseudogymnoascus destructans, 738 nucleotides long. RefSeq lists its product as uncharacterized. Gene Ontology annotation, molecular function: protein binding. Bases 1 to 738 code for a protein of 245 amino acids. NCBI's taxonomy places the organism in Eukaryota, Fungi, Ascomycota, Leotiomycetes, Thelebolales, Thelebolaceae. The record is from RefSeq and is a predicted model, not a curated record. The transcript has 3 exons.